GUUAGAUCUUCGGUUUGAGUUUUUUAAUUUUUUACUCAAAUUACAUAAUUUUUUUUACGCAAUAUUUACAAAUAUUUAAAGUUAAAUAAAAAUAAUUGAAAAAAUGAGUUUUUUGUUCAGAAAAUCGGAACCCAACGUUACAAAAUUGCGAAUUGCAAUAAUUGGUCAGUCAAAUUUCGCUGCCGAUGUCUUAACGACAAUUUUAGCGCUUCCGGAGAAACCUGAAGUCGUUGGAGUUUUCACAAUUCCUGAUAAGGGCAACCGGGAAGAUGUUUUAGCGACAACUGCGGCGAAAUUCAACAUUCCUGUGUUCAAGUUUGCGGCAUGGCGUAAAAAGGGCGUCGCAUUACCCGAAAUUCUCGAGCAAUAUCGCAGCGUCAAGGCAAACCUGAAUGUUUUGCCAUUUUGUUCGCAAUUCAUCCCCAUGGAGGUAAUUGAUGGCGCGGAAUACGGAAGUAUUGCUUAUCAUCCGUCAAUUUUGCCGCGUCAUCGUGGUGCAAGUGCAAUUUCGUGGACACUCAUUGAAGGCGAUGAAAUUGGGGGAUUUACGAUCUUUUGGUGUGACGACGGUUUGGAUACGGGACCGAUUUUGUUGACGCGCGAAUGUAAAGUUGAGAUAACAGACACCCUUGAUUCGCUUUAUAAGCGAUUUUUGUAUCCGGAAGGCGUAAAAGCGAUGGGAGAAGCUGUGAAAAUGAUCGCGAACGGAGUUGCUCCGAGAAUUGUGCAACCUGAGGAAGGAGCAACGUACGAUCCGGCAAUGUUCAGAGAAGAAAAUCAAGUUUUGAAGUUUGAGAACAAGACGGGCAAACAAAUUUAUGACUUUAUUCGCGGAUUGGAUUCGACUCCGGGAGCUCUUGUGUACGUAUUUGACGAAGAAACCACAGAAAUUGUUCCUGUUCGACUUUUUGCCGCAGAAUUGUUCGAAGGAAGUCUUCCAACUAACGGAAAAAGUCUCAAAUUCAAAGAAAACGAAAGCUUCAAAGAAGGAUUUGUUCACGAAAAUGGACUUUUGAUCGUUGGUUCUGACAACAAAGCUGUCAAUGUUCAACGAUUGAAGAUCGGAAGUCGUUUUGUUCCUGCGAGCAAAUAUUUUGAUCAAUCCAGCGGCGAAACUGUCUCUUUAGAUCUCACGCCUGAAGAGGAAACCAUCAAAAAUGCCAUUUGCGACAUUUGGAAAAAUAUUUUGAAGAUAGAAAUCACAGAAGAUACAGAUUUUUUCGCUUCUGGGGCCGGAAGUAUGGAUGUCGUUCGUUUAGUUGAAGAAGUUAAAGACUUAAUUAAAGUUGAAAAUCUCGAAAAUGAAGUUGUCUUUUUGGCGCCAACUUUCAACGAGUUCAUUUCUUCUGUAAUUACCAUCAAACGUUCAGGCGGAUCUCAAACCCCGAAAGAAGUCAACUACAAAGGCGUCGUUUUUAACGCAAACAAUCGUGAAAUCCGUGUUCCAACCCAAAUGUUCAUCAAUAACGAGUUUUUAGAUGCCGAAAAUGGAAAUUGUUUGGAUAUCAUCAACCCGAGCAAUGAAGAAGUUUUGUGCAAAGUUGCUGCUGCUUCCGUCAACGACGUCAAUAAAGCAGUAGAAGCUGCUAAUACUGCCUUUUACGGUCCAUGGAGUCAAUUGAGUGCUCGUCAACGAGGAAAUUUGUUAUUUAAACUCGCGGAUUUGAUGGAACAACACAAAGAAGAACUUGCGACUAUUGAAUCUCUUGAUUCAGGAGCUGUUUAUACACUUGCCUUGAAAACGCAUGUUGGCAUGUCGAUCGAAAGUUUCCGUUAUUUCGCUGGAUGGGCUGACAAAAUUGAAGGAGCAACAAUUCCAACGAGCGCAGCAAGGCCUAACAACAUCCUAACGUAUACGAAACGCGAACCAAUUGGUCCUUGCGCGAUUAUUAUUCCAUGGAAUUAUCCCUUGAUGAUGCUCGCAUGGAAAGUUUCCGCAUGUUUAGCGGCGGGAAAUACAGUUGUCAUCAAACCAGCUCAAGUUUGUCCGUUGACAGCUUUGAAAUUCGCCGAAUUGUCUGUUCUUGCGGGAUUUCCGCCGGGUGUCAUCAAUAUUGUCACGGGAAAGGGUUCGUUGGCGGGUCAAGCGAUGUCAACGCAUCCAUUGAUUCGAAAAUUGGGCUUCACGGGAUCGACGGAAGUUGGAAAAACUAUCAUGAAAUCGUGUGCUGAGAGUAAUUUGAAGAAAUGUUCGUUGGAGUUGGGCGGAAAAAGUCCCUUGAUUAUCUUCGGGGAUUGUGAUUUGGAUAAAGCAGUAAGACUUGGGGCACAAAGCGUUUUCUUUAAUAAGGGAGAAAAUUGUAUUGCUGCGGGAAGAUUAUUCGUUGAUGAGACGAUUCAUGAUGUUUUUGUUGAAAGAGUUGUUGCUGAUAUUAAAAAGAUCGUUAUUGGAGAUCCGUUGAAUAGAAGCACUUCUCACGGACCUCAAAAUCACAAAGCACAUUUUGACAAAUUGAUCGAAUACUGUGAAAUGGGCAAAAAGGAAGGCGCCAAAUUAGUUUACGGAGGCAAACGUUGUCCAAACAUGAAAGGAUACUUCUUGGAACCAACUGUUUUCACAGAUGUUAAAGAUGACAUGUUCAUUGCUAAAGAAGAAUCUUUUGGUCCCAUCAUGAUUAUUUCCAAAUUUAAUGCAAACGACAUUGAUGGCGUUCUCAAACGUGCAAAUGCAACAGAAUUUGGACUUGCGAGCGGCGUAUUUACACAAGAUAUCAACAAAGCACUCAAAAUUAGCGAAAAAUUGGAAGCUGGCACUGUUUUCAUCAACACCUACAACAAAACUGACGUUGCAAGUCCCUUUGGUGGUUUCAAACAAUCUGGAUUUGGCAAGGAUUUGGGUAAAGAUGCCCUGAACGAGUAUACGAAGACAAAGUGUGUUACAAUUGAGUUUUAACUCUCUCUCUCUCUUGCUUCUUGUUGUUGUUCACUUUGAUGUGCUGAAAUAUGUUUAAGAAAAUUUAAGUCAAUAA
Messenger RNA from Culicoides brevitarsis, 2969 nucleotides. Its product is annotated as cytosolic 10-formyltetrahydrofolate dehydrogenase. The transcript is spliced from 6 exons. The record is from RefSeq and is a predicted model, not a curated record. Gene Ontology annotation, molecular function: formyltetrahydrofolate dehydrogenase activity; aldehyde dehydrogenase (NAD+) activity. Bases 104 to 2893 code for a protein of 929 amino acids. Gene Ontology annotation, cellular component: cytoplasm. NCBI's taxonomy places the organism in Eukaryota, Metazoa, Arthropoda, Insecta, Diptera, Ceratopogonidae. Gene Ontology annotation, biological process: biosynthetic process; 10-formyltetrahydrofolate catabolic process; one-carbon metabolic process.